This is a messenger RNA of Penicillium psychrosexuale, 645 nucleotides long. RefSeq lists its product as uncharacterized. Gene Ontology annotation, cellular component: mitochondrion. The transcript is spliced from 4 exons. NCBI's taxonomy places the organism in Eukaryota, Fungi, Ascomycota, Eurotiomycetes, Eurotiales, Aspergillaceae. Gene Ontology annotation, molecular function: alcohol dehydrogenase (NAD+) activity; metal ion binding. The coding region runs from base 1 to 645 and encodes 214 amino acids. The record is from RefSeq and is a predicted model, not a curated record.
AUGGAUACCUUCGAUGACUCGCUGCAAGAACUCCCCGAUGAGAUCUCCCGGCUACAAGUGAAGGCCCCGCUGGUGCUCUCGACACCCCUGCAGAUCGGCCAGGCCGAAAAAGCGAAGGAGUUGCUCAAGGGCCAGAUCGCGGGUAUCUUCAGCGGUGCGACUAUGCAUACUCCCAUGAAUGUCACGACGCUCUUGGCCGAUUCGGUCAUUUCUAUUGGAGGCGAAAGCACUAUUGGUCUUGGGAAGGCGAUCAGCAUUCGCACUAGACUACCGCAUAUUUUGUAUUCCGACUACAUAUUCUUUAGGGAAAUGACUCCGAUUCUAAGUGAGACUGCCAAUGGAUUGAAGAAGACUUGCUCGGAGCCCAAAAUAUUGCCCGGCACGGUCAUCUACGAUGUAGAUCUCACAAUGACCUCGCCGGUGCCUAUGAGUGCCACUAGCGGUCCGAGGUUCUUUACGCGCGCAACACGAACACAAUCAUCAACAUGGGCGCUCGAGGGUAUACGGGCACUUGCGUCCUCCCUUCCUGAAAUUAUUGAGAAGCCUUCUUCUCAAUCUGCACGAUCCAAGGCAUUGUAUGGUGCCUGGCUCUGUGGAACAUGCCUGGGCAGCGUAGACAUGUCCUUCCGAUCUUCCCCACAUUGA